This is a messenger RNA of Panonychus citri (citrus red mite), 1230 nucleotides long. RefSeq lists its product as uncharacterized. Lineage: Eukaryota; Metazoa; Arthropoda; Arachnida; Trombidiformes; Tetranychidae. The coding region runs from base 453 to 998 and encodes 181 amino acids. The record is from RefSeq and is a predicted model, not a curated record. The transcript is spliced from 2 exons.
UACUUUGAGUGGUCAAGAAAAGAAAAACCUUUCUCCCGAUAAUUUUAAUCAUCGAAAAUGUAAUUGUCCAAAAUUGCUAUUUCUCGUUCUUGCUUUUAGUCCUUUAGUCUGAUUAACUAAAAAUAAAAAUCUUCCUUGACCGAUGGUCAGUAUUUUCUACCUCUCACUUUUUUUGUCUUUAAAUUCAUGCGUCGAAAUCGUUAAGGUCACUUUUUGAUUGUGAUCAUCAACCAACAAUCAAACAGAUUCAAAGAUAAAACAUUUCGUUAACACAAUAUAAGUUUAAACAGUUUGUUCAAAUCUCAUGGAAAAAUAUUAAUAAAUUGUUUCAUUUCGUUAAUUGUAUUGUUGAUAUUGAUAUGAAUUAGAACUUUACAUUUCUGUGAUUCGAAAAUUUUAAAUUUUCCCAAAAGUUACACUUUUCCCCCCUUUCUUUCAUUUGGUUCGGCAAAAUGACCUUACACUUAUCGUACUCAUUUGGUAUCUUCCAAUUGACAUUAUUGUUUUACCAAAUCUUUGAGUGUACCAACAAGGUGGAUGGUGCGAUUGAUUAUCCAGUUUCGGAAUCAGUUAAUAAUGUGAUAGAUGAUAAAUUGGAUUCAAGACAAUCUUAUCUAAUUAACGCCAAUGGUUUUCCGACAUUUAUUCCUGAUAGUUUGCGAAAUGUUGACCAACUUUAUCGCCAUGUUCAAGAAUCACACUCAUCCCCCUCAUCUUCACCUUUACAAUCAUAUUCCUCCUCCUCUGGUGAACCUUUCGGACUUAUCAUGACAACAAUAACAUCGGAAGGUAAAAGAGCAGGAAAUGGUCAGAGUAAAUCACGAAAGCUACGAAGUGGCUCAAUGCAGGAAAAGGUUCGAUACAAGGGUGGCAAAAAAUGGAAAAAAUAUCCGGAAGCUCAGUUGAAAGCGGGCGAUAUUGCCCGUCUAUUAAUGGAGAUUGCUGAACGUCGAGGUAUCUCUUACAAUAACAAGGCGAUUCGAUAUGGAUUAAGUUAGUUAUUCAUCUAAUUAUUACAAAAAUCUUGUCUCUCUCUCUCUCUCUCUCUUCAUUAAAACUCAUGAAACUUACGAAUUACUCACGAAUUACUCAUGAAAUCUCAUCGUAAUCAAAAAAAGAAAAAGUGUAUCAUGAUAAUUAAAGCGAUGCUUACUAAUCUAAGAAAUAAUAUUAGACAAUUAAAAAAUCGAUUAAAUCAAUCAUCGAAAAAUAAAAACUGUAACGUUUUUA